Molecule: messenger RNA, 2024 nt
Organism: Neltuma alba
Lineage: Eukaryota; Viridiplantae; Streptophyta; Magnoliopsida; Fabales; Fabaceae
Product: cytochrome P450 734A1-like
Biological process (GO): brassinosteroid metabolic process; brassinosteroid homeostasis
Molecular function (GO): iron ion binding; monooxygenase activity; heme binding
Source: RefSeq, a predicted model, not a curated record
GCAGGAAACAAGCGAAAGGAACACAGAAAAGGAGAAUGGAGGAAGUAGUGUGGUGGAUUAUGAAGCCUCUAUUCUUGUGGCUGAUCGGACUUGUGUUAAUGGUGAAGCUUGGAGUAUCACUGUGGUGGCGACCUUUCAAAAUCCAGGCUCAUUUCUCCCGCCAAGGAAUCAGAGGCCCUCCUUAUCGUUUCUUCAUUGGAAACGUCCAUGAAGUCGUCUCUAUGAUGCUCAAAGCUUCCUCUCAGCCUAUCUUCCCUUUCUCUCACAAUAUCCUCCCCAGAGUCCUCUCCUUCUACCAUCACUGGAAGAAGCUUUACGGUGCAACAUUCCUGGUUUGGUUUGGACCCACGGUUCGUCUCGCAGUGUCUGAUCCCGACCUUAUCAGAGAAAUAUUCACCUCCAAAUCAGAAUUCUAUGAGAAGAACGAAGCACCGCCACUUGUGAAGCAGCUUGAAGGCGAUGGACUGCUUAGCCUCAAAGGAGAGAAAUGGGCUCACCACCGGAAAAUCAUCUCCCCGACUUUCCACAUGGAAAAUCUCAAAUUGUUGAUACCGGUGAUGGCGACCACCGUAGCAGACAUGUCGGACAAGUGGUCGGAGAUGUCGUUUGAGAGUGGCGGUGAAGUGGAAAUCGAAGUCUCAGAGUGGUUUCAGACGUUAACGGAAGAUGUCAUCACCAGAACAGCCUUCGGGAGCAGCUACGAAGAUGGCAAAGCCAUCUUCAGACUCCAAGCUCAACAAAUGGUCUUAGCCGCCGAUGCCUUCCAAAAAGUUUUCAUCCCAGGUUACAGAUUCAUCCCGACGAGGAGGAAUAUAAGAUCAUGGAAGCUAGACAAGGAGAUGAAGAGAUCAGUAGUGAAGCUGAUAGAGAAGCGACGGGCAAGAGAGAAGGAAGGGGAAGAGGAAGAAAAAGAAGCCGGAGGGGCGAAGGAUUUGUUGGGGCUAAUGAUGAAGGCGGAGAGCGGGAAGGUGACGGUGGAGGACAUGGUGGAGGAAUGCAAGAGUUUCUUCUUCGCUGGGAAACACACGACAUCGAACCUGCUGACGUGGACCACCAUCCUCCUCGCUAUGCAUCCUCAGUGGCAGCUCCUCGCACGUGACGAGGUGCUUCGAGUAUGUGGUUCCUCACGUGACCCGCCCUCCAAAGAUCAGCUUCUCAAGCUCAAGACUCUAAGCAUGAUUAUCAACGAAUCGUUAAGGUUGUACCCGCCAACAAUUGCAACAAUCAGACGAGCUAAAACAGACGUGGAUUUGGUAUAUAAGAUCCCGCGUGGGACCGAGCUUCUGAUUCCAAUCCUAGCCGUCCAUCAUGAUCAAACAGUAUGGGGCAACGACGUGAACGAAUUCAAUCCUGGCCGUUUCUCAGAGGGAGUGGCCCGCGCAGCAAAGCAUCCAAUGGCAUUCAUCCCGUUUGGCUUGGGUGUUCGCACAUGUAUCGGACAAAACCUCGCACUGCUGCAAACCAAGCUUGCUCUAGCCAUCAUACUACGGCGUUUUAGCUUCAGGUUGGCCCCACACUAUCAACACGCUCCAACGGUUUUGAUGCUUCUCUACCCUCAAUACGGUGCGCCCAUAAUCUUCAAACCCUUGUCCAAUCCUGAUGAAGGGUCGUGAUUCGACUGGCUAUGAUCCUUUGCAUACGCUUCCAAUGUAUCUCCGUUUGUGUGGGGCACAUAUAUAAAUUUUUUUCGGGAAAAAAAAAAUUAACUAAAGUCCAAUUUUCAAGAGACAGAGUUCAUCAUCACGGUGAUGGUCCCCUUUAGAAGAAUUUAGGCUCCUAACGCAGUAUAUGUAAAUGUCAAUUAAAGUCGGGGGCCUGGAAAAGAAUGAAAAGGAUUAUUAUGGGGGUUAAAUUACCGUGGUGACCUUCCCCAAUUUGUUUAAUGACCCGUGGAGCAGAGUGCGUGCUGUGAGGAUUUUGGUUUGCUACUAACAACUAGCUAGUCAUAUAGCUUCUUCACCAUUUUGUGUAUAUCUUGUGUAAAUUUUCCUUUCAUUUUUUAAUUGAGAUUUGUAAUUUUAUAA